Saprolegnia parasitica CBS 223.65 is the source of this 198-nucleotide messenger RNA. RefSeq lists its product as hypothetical. The record is from RefSeq and is a predicted model, not a curated record. Lineage: Eukaryota; Oomycota; Saprolegniomycetes; Saprolegniales; Saprolegniaceae. The transcript has 2 exons. Bases 1 to 198 code for a protein of 65 amino acids.
AUGUCGGUGUACGAUGAGAUUGAGAUCGAGGACAUGGAGUUCAACGAAGACGAGCAAUUCUUUAUCGGCCUCGACGAGCUCCACGACGGCGAAGACAUUGCGAGCUGUCCGUCGUGCUCGCUCACGAUCCGCAUCAUCUUUGACGCCGACGCGCUGCCCGAGCUCCGUGAAGACGACGAGCAUGACGAGGAGGCAUGA